AUGGUCAGCGUACGGAUCAUCUUUCUUGGUUUUACUUUUUUCUUGUCGUUCAUAUUUUCACGUUGUGAUGAUUCGAUUGACGCACGUUCUUUGGAGAGUGCUAUCAAGACUCAGGAAGAAAAAGAGCUGAUAGAAGCACUACAGGAAGUUCUUGAAAAGCUAAAGAAUAAACAAAUGCCUAACUCAGGGAAGAAGUUUGGAAGACUGCCUUCAUGUGACGCUGGUGAACAGUGUGCUGUACGGAAGGGCGCGAGAGUUGGGAAGCUCUGCGGCUGUCCCCAAGGAACAGCGUGUGAUUUCUUCAUUAUGAAGUGUCUCUAA
Molecule: messenger RNA, 321 nt
Organism: Chanos chanos (milkfish)
Lineage: Eukaryota; Metazoa; Chordata; Actinopteri; Gonorynchiformes; Chanidae
Product: cocaine- and amphetamine-regulated transcript protein-like
Exons: 3
Coding region: 1-321 (106 amino acids)
Biological process (GO): negative regulation of appetite; positive regulation of MAPK cascade; cellular response to starvation
Molecular function (GO): neuropeptide hormone activity
Source: RefSeq, a predicted model, not a curated record